This is a messenger RNA of Mercurialis annua (annual mercury), 2547 nucleotides long. Its product is annotated as probable methyltransferase PMT3. NCBI's taxonomy places the organism in Eukaryota, Viridiplantae, Streptophyta, Magnoliopsida, Malpighiales, Euphorbiaceae. The record is from RefSeq and is a predicted model, not a curated record. Gene Ontology annotation, molecular function: methyltransferase activity. Gene Ontology annotation, cellular component: trans-Golgi network; cytoplasm; endosome. The coding region runs from base 359 to 2206 and encodes 615 amino acids. The transcript has 8 exons.
UUUUAUUUUGUUAUCUUAAAUUUUGGUGAGAUCUAAAUCUCUCAGUGUCUAUCAUUUCGGUUCCCUGUCUUUUAUCCCUUUAUUCCCUUUAGAACACUGAUUCUCAGCCCAGAUCUCAUUUUUUGUGUAAUUUGCGGGUACCCAUUUGCUUCUUCAAUCAGAAGCUGUAUGUUGAUCAGCCAAUAACGUUGAUGUAUGCAAAAUCCCGAAUAAAUCUAUAUUAACUCGUUAUUCUUUCACACUACAGUCUUGAGGUAUCAUUUAAGAAGGUUUAUUUUGAUAGUGACACAAGACAGUUAUGAUAUUGUAGUGCUCAAAUCAGUAAGGGAAUAUCUAAACAUUUAGAGCUAGGGAAACGAUGAGGGGAAGAUCUGAUGGGAGCCAGAAGAAGCGAUUGAUCACUUCUGUGUGUGUGGUGGCAAUCUUUCUUGGAUUUGUAUAUUUUUACUAUGGAUCCAUCUUUGGCUCUCAAGAAUACGGUAACAAGUUGAGAAAACUUGGGUCACCUUAUUUUGGUGGGGAUGAUGAUUCUGAUGGAAAACAAGAUGAAACAAUGAAAUUUGGCCAGGAAGAUGGAGAGGAUGUUAUUGUACCAAAGAGCUUCCCUGUUUGUGAUGAUCGGCAUUCGGAACUCAUUCCCUGCCUAGACAGGCACCUUAUAUAUCAAAUGAGAAUGAAGCUGGAUCUCUCUUUGAUGGAACACUACGAACGACAUUGCCCUCCUCCUGAAAGGCGGUACAAUUGCUUGAUUCCUCCUCCAUCGGGGUACAAGAUCCCAAUUAAAUGGCCUAAAAGUAGAGAUGAAGUAUGGAAAGCAAACAUUCCUCAUACCCACCUUGCACAUGAGAAAUCUGAUCAAAACUGGAUGGUUGUUAAAGGAGACAAAAUUUCGUUUCCUGGAGGUGGCACGCACUUUCACUAUGGAGCUGAUAAAUAUAUUGCUGCAAUUGCAAAUAUGCUUAACUUCUCAAACGAUAACUUAAACAAUGAAGGAAGGCUGAGAACAGUUCUGGAUGUUGGUUGUGGUGUCGCUAGUUUCGGUGCUUAUCUUUUGUCAUCUGAGAUCAUUACGAUGUCCUUGGCACCUAAUGAUGUUCAUCAAAACCAAAUUCAGUUUGCCCUGGAAAGAGGAAUUCCUGCAUAUCUUGGUGUUUUGGGGACCAAGAGACUCCCUUACCCAAGCAGAUCUUUCGAGCUUGCCCAUUGUUCACGUUGUAGAAUAGACUGGCUUCAAAGAGAUGGUAUCCUUCUUCUCGAGCUUGAUCGUUUACUUAGACCAGGAGGCUAUUUUGCAUACUCCUCUCCUGAAGCUUAUGCACAAGAUGAAGAAGAUCUUAGGAUUUGGAAAGAAAUGAGCACCCUUGUGGAACGAAUGUGUUGGAGAAUAGCUUCUAAGAAAAACCAAACUGUCAUUUGGCAAAAACCUCUGACAAAUGAUUGUUACCAUCAAAGAGAACCUGGCACACAACCUCCUCUUUGUCGGUCUGAUGAUGAUCCAGAUGCAGUCGGGUCUGUGCCUAUGGAAGCUUGCAUUACUCCUUACUCUGAUCAUGACCAUAAAUUUAAGGGAAGUGGUUUGGCUCCUUGGCCAGCUAGAUUGACUUCUCCUCCUCCUCGACUUGCUGAUUUUGGCUAUUCUAAUGAAAUGUUUGAGAAGGAUACAGAACUUUGGAAACAUAGAGUAGAGAAUUAUUGGAAUCUCAUGAGUCCAAAGAUAGAAUCGAACACUCUGCGGAACUUGAUGGACAUGAAAGCAAAUUUAGGGUCAUUUGGAGCUGCUCUUAGAGGGAAAGAUGUUUGGGUUAUGAAUGUUGUCGCUGAAGAUGGACCAAAGACGAUGAAGGUGAUAUACGAUAGAGGAUUGAUUGGCGCUGUUCACAACUGGUGUGAAGCUUUUUCGACAUAUCCCAGGACUUACGAUUUGCUGCAUGCUUCAACGGUCUUUUCCGACAUUGAGAAGAAAGGGUGUAGUGCUGAAGAUUUGCUACUAGAGAUGGAUCGCAUUCUCAGACCUAGCGGUUUUAUAAUCAUUCGCGACAAACAAUCAGUGGUAGAUUUUGUAAAGAAAUAUCUAGUGGCAUUGCAUUGGGAAGCUGUAGCAACAGCUGAUUCGAGUUCCGAAUCAGACGGUGAUGGAGAUGAAACUGUGUUUAUUAUCCAAAAGAAAUUAUGGAUAACAAGUGAAAGUCUCAGAGAUGAAGAAUAGAAAAGAAAAGUAUCGUCCUUCCGUUGUUUUCUCAAACGCUCCGACGGAUUAAGGAAGAAGGUUACGUCGGGGAUUGGCGCAGUAAACAAUUUCAUUUUGUAGCAUUAAGGCGAUUUUCAAUUAAAUUUUUUUCCUACCUUUUUUAUUUGAUAUAAUGAUUCAAUUUGAUAGGGAUGAUUGAACUAUCAACAAUUUAAGCUUCUAUAGGGUAUUCUUGUUUAUUUACUUCAGCUAUGGAUGAAUAAUCACACGCAACACAAUGUGCAGCUGAAGUUGAGAACUGAACUGUGGCUUCUAAUUGUCUAAUUAUUUAUGAAAUAUUAUAUUUGCAUUCUAAGUUA